UCAUCUUUAAAAUCUAUAAGAGCGGAGAUGAAAGCUAUCAACAUAAGCCAACGACGCCGUUGUCAAAUAAAUUGCCAGCUAAGUAUGAUUCAUCGAGAUCAUGGACGCAUAUCAAAAAUUUAUCGAAAGGCAUUCAGUGAAGCUUGGAGUCCUAUUCUAUUGAUUUUUAUCAUGGUCAGCAUACCGUUGAAUAUCGCAAUUAUUUUAUUAUUGAGAUCAGGAGUUCUCAACACCUUUGAAUAUAUACCAGUUUCUAUCGGUAUUGUGGUACAUACGGUAAUAAUAAUGGUGUUGAUUGUUCCGAUGUGUUUCGAGGUCGAGACAUUGCAUCAAACUAAAAAAGACAUUUCAGGCAUCGUUCCUAACAUCAAACAGAUAAGAUUGAAGCUUAAAUACGAUGAUUGGUAUGGACGUCUACUUCAUGGGCCAAAAUUUGGCCCAGUAAUUUCUACGUAUGGAUCUUUAACAUAUAGAAUGGCCUUAGAGCUAUUAGGCAUGUAUAUUGCUUUCUGGCUAUUCGCUUUAACUCGACUGAAUAUCUGAAUGAAUUAAAUUCUUGAUGGUAUCGAUUCUAUCGAUAUCAAACAUGUUUUCUCCCAUUCCUCAUGUCAGGUUUCAAUAUGAGCCAG
Molecule: messenger RNA, 629 nt
Organism: Dermatophagoides pteronyssinus (European house dust mite)
Lineage: Eukaryota; Metazoa; Arthropoda; Arachnida; Sarcoptiformes; Pyroglyphidae
Gene: Nup75
Product: nuclear pore complex protein Nup75
Biological process (GO): mRNA export from nucleus; protein import into nucleus; positive regulation of DNA-templated transcription
Cellular component (GO): nuclear pore outer ring
Molecular function (GO): structural constituent of nuclear pore
Source: RefSeq, a predicted model, not a curated record